CACUCAGGGGCGGACUGACCAUUUGGAAACUCGGGCACUGCCCGAGGGCCUGGGGUCAGUAGGGGGCCCCAUGAGAUGCCCCUGGUACCUUUUUCAUAGGCUUUUUUGAGUUUGGGCAAGGACACAGGGGCCCCAUGAUCCCCUAUUGCCCGGGGCCCCAUGAGUUGUCAGUCCACCCCUGCAUUCACUGCCACAUUGCACAUUGCGUGUAUGGAUUAGUGUGUGGUGAUGAAGCUUCUUGGGCCCCAUGAGUUGUCAGUCU
Messenger RNA from Staurois parvus, 262 nucleotides. NCBI's taxonomy places the organism in Eukaryota, Metazoa, Chordata, Amphibia, Anura, Ranidae. The record is from the annotation of a GenBank genome assembly.